UGGCCACAUUUGUAGAAGAAACGUCAUAGCUAUAUAACAUCGAGGUGAAAAUAAUUCACCAGUCAACUAGCUAUCUCUAAUUGUAAUGCAAGCAUGACUGAUUAUCCUAACAUUUGCUUCGUUGCGCUAUUCCUCGUCAUUUGCGUAUGCCCACUGUUGCAUACGGAAGAAGUAGCUAUCGCCGAAAAAGAAUUCCAGGAAGCUUUACGGGUCGGCCAAGAGUACGUAACCAAAUGGGAGCAACUGGAAGCCCAGAUAUUGGAAGUUGAUCGCAAUGGAAGCGAACAUCAUGGCACAAGUAGAGCCGAUGAAAAGUAUCACUCGCGUCGUUUCAAUCCGCAGCGAUACAACCCGGAAGCGAUGGCCCAGUCAAAAGAAGCCGCUGUCUAUCUGGUGGCUCGGCAGUACCUUAGCGACAAGUUGGGAAUCCCAGCCGAGAAGAUUGGAGAUUUUGAACGGUCGUCUACUUUUCGAAACGAUGGCAGUGACAGGCAAAUUUGCGACUUUAACUCCAAGUUUCGCACUUUUGAUGGGACGUGUAACAACGUCGGAGUUCCAUCGUUCGGGAAAUCGGGUACCAUUUUUAACCGACUCGUUUUCAACCCGAGCGAAGGAUACGAUGACGGUGUGGCGACUAUUCGAAGGAGCAAAUUAACGCGUAGUCCGUUGCCCAGCGCCCGUCUCGUCUCCACUACAGUUUUGAACAACAAAAGUUUUUCCCGUCUUGACGUCUCCCUUCUGACGAUGCAAUGGGGACAAUUCCUCGAUCACGACCUGACUUCGACCCCGACUUUCACCAAAAGUGAUGGUUCCGCAUUUCUGUGCUGUUCGGCUGAACAAACUGGCGUCAAUGUGGCACCUCCUCACCCCGAAUGUUUCCCCAUUGCCAUCCCCAGAAACGAUCCUGUUUUCAAUCCGUUGGGUAACGGUCAAGUGACGUGCAUGAAUUUCAUUCGCUCGACAUUUGGAAAUAAUUUGGACGGAUCUGUUCCCCGAAUGCGAUCACAGAUCAACGCUUUAACACACUGGAUCGAUGGCUCGAACGUUUACGGAAGUACAGCCGCAAAAGCCAGGUCCCUGCGAGAUCCCACAUCUGGUAGAGGCCGGAUGAGGACAUUCAUCAGCAAUUUAGGUCGUCAAAUGUUGCCUCUGGGCAACUGCUCAACUCGUUGUUUUGAUGCGGGCGACAGCAGAGUGAACGAACAGCCGCUACUCACAGUCAUGCACACCCUAUGGCUUCGCGAGCACAACCGCAUCGCUGAAAACUUGUGUAGAAUUUUUCCAAGACAGACGGAUGAGUUUUACUUUCAGCACGCUCGGCGAAUCGUUAUCGCUGAAAUGCAACACAUCAUUUACAAUGAAUACUUACCCGUCAUAAUUGGUCCCAAGAUGGCUGCCAAAGUUAAUUCUGAAAGUGGCUAUUCAAAUACUCUGAAUCCGGCCGUGUUUGCAGAGUUUUCUACUGCCGCCUUCCGCAUGGGUCACUCUCAGCUGAGAAGCUUUAUACGACUGUUCGAGAGAGACGGGCGGGACAGUAGAGAGAGUUAUCAACUCUCAGAUUCGUUCGAUGACCCCUCUCGGCUCUUAAGUUCCAACUUCAUGGACAAUGCUCUCCGGGGACUUCUUCAAGUACCUGCCGAAGAAGUGGACAGCUUUUUUGCAUUCGACAUUACCAGUCAACUUUUCAAGCCAAAAGGGGCAACACUCGGGCUGGAUCUGACAGCUCUCAACAUUCAACGUGGAAGAGAUCACGGCCUGCCAACAUACGGUAAAAUGUUAACAUUCUUCGGACAGCCUUUCCCAUCUAGAUUCGACCAACUGCUUCCGUUAAUACCGCAGCAAGUCGUCAACGCAAUGAAAUCAGUGUACGAAUCGGUACAAGACAUUGACCUGUUUAUUGGCGGAGUGACCGAAUAUCCAAUGCCCGACGCUGUGCUCGGCCCCACAUUUGCCAAUAUCUUCGCAUAUCAAUUUUCGAAUCUGAGGCGGAGUGAUCGUUUCUUUUACAAAUUCAAUGUCGAUCAACCCACCGGUUUCAGAUCAGGUCAACUGGCAGAAAUUCAAAAAGUUUCUUUGGCGCGAAUUAUCUGCGACAACAGUGAUGGCACCAUAGGUCAAAUCCCACCCAAAGCUUUCCGCACUCCCCACGAAUUAUACAACAGAUUUGCACCGUGCAGCAGCAUUCCAGGCAUCGACUUCACCAAGAUGUUUCCGCUAUAAAUAUUGAAAGAACCGCAAUGACGGGCUUUUCCUACACUGUUUGGUUUGAUAUUAUUUAGUUUAUUAAUAUCUGAAGGUGGAGGAUGCAUGGGGUACGGUGUUGGCAGAAAGAAAAACGUAUACCAAUAAAUCAAUCAAAUUGCUAUGAUUAUUCAACACAAUUUGGUCAUGAAAAAAGAAAGAUGAAGUUAUUACUUUAAAAAAUAACGAAUUAGAAGGUAGCACAAGUUGUUAUGCUGUUUGCAUUUCCUCCCUUAAACUACGGUAUACUUAAAAGAAUAGUAAAAUACUAAAGUGCGCAGUUCGAGUAAUAUGCCCAGGGAAAACUAAACUGAACAACCAAGUCGCAUCUGCCCCAACAAACUGAAAUGACAAGUUUUUUACGCAUUUGCAGAUUGCACUAUCCGAAUGCAUCCCCGUUGCCAUUCCGAGAAAUGAACCUGUUUUCAAUAGCGCACAUUUUUAUGGGUCAAUGCCGAAUGUCCUUUCUGUCGAGUACCUUUUUUUGCCGCUGUUAAAAAUAACCGAAUGAUUAGAAAUUAAAAUUGAAACAGCUCUGCCCUUGAAAACCAAAUUCGACGCCCAGUCUUUUAUCACAAAGCUCACGGAGGAUACCGAGGUUACGCAGGUUACGGACGAGGAAACUCAAGUGGCUGUAGACAGCAUAGAUUUGGAGGUUUUGGAAAGUCACCCAGUUUUAGAAAUGAUGGCAGCGACAGGCAAGUUCAUAAUACGGUAUUUCCUUAUCAAACCAAACCUUUUAUUUUUUCGACUCUUACUGCUCAUAUUUAACGGUUCAAAUUUGAUCAGACUGUUCAAGAGAGACGGACGGGACAGUAAGAGAGAGUUACCAACUCUCGAAUGAGCAUCAGCAACAUUGAGAUUUUGUUUUGUAUGUCAAUUUUUUCUCCUUCCUUUUGACUUUCGUUUUUUGUGAUGGGCGGUGGCUCAAUUGAAUGCAGAUUUUGCAAUGCGAAUAAUAAGGGUCUGGUACUUCUUGAGCGUCCACAAUAUUCCCGCAAUGAAAAGUGAGCCUAGCUCGCAAGUGAAUCACACUUCCCGUCAACGUUGAACCAACACCAACGUCAGUCUAAGAAUCCAGCUGAAAAAUGAUGUUGAGAUUUUAUUUUAAUUAAAAAAAGAUUUGUAUACUUAAAGUUGAAUUCUAGUCCAUUAUUGUAACUAACCUGUACUACCAGCACUCGUUUAUUUAAAAAAAGAAAUGUUAUGGCGAAACACUAAAUAAUUUUUGAGAGCACUGUGAUUCAAAUGAAAGUAUAAAAUUGAUUGAAUUUUUUUUUAACUUAAUCUGUUUAAGGAGAAUGUUGGGCAAUCAAAAAAGGUUUACCGACCGUCGUCUUAUUCGCGAUCGUGACUCUGCUGAGCUACUGCAGCCCGUCGUCUAGUUUCGCAUUCCUUCCUCGCGUCUCGUACAAAUAUGCUAUCAUCCCUUUGCCAGUGUGAGAUAUGCUCCCGUUGUACAGCCAAGUUGCCAAUCCAGGAUUCCUUCCGGUGCCACAUCAGUUAAUGUUAAUGGAUGGCCCUUCCCGUUCGGUUAUCCUAGUUUUAUUUCUCCGCCUAGUAGGCCUAAGCGGCCUGAUGCCGAACAUUGCAGGUACAUGAGGAAUACCUUGACAAACAGCCUCACGUUAAAAGAAGCGCCGAAAAGCGGCACCGGACCGGCCACCAUGCCCCGCUACACGGGCAUUAACCGAAAAAGUCUCUGGCGGAAUCGAAGCCAAAAUGGGUGCCUGGCCUUUAAUUUUGAAUCAUCUGAAAAUUUAGGCUGCUCUCAAACGCGAUUGCAACUUCUUUUUUUGCAGCGGAUCUUUGAUUAGUGACUCGUGUUCCACUGGCGGCUGAGUGCCUGGAGAAGAAAUCUACGUUCGAGAUGAAUGGUGUGACCCGUGACCGCAUUGGUUGGUUGGCUUGAUGGCAGCUGCGACUCAUCCGACUUCCAAUGACGAGGAGAAUUCACAAACUUGUUAAUUCCACUUGUUCUUCACAGCCAAUUACAACACCUUCAUCCAUGUAAGCAUGACUUCCUCCAUUUGCAUGAUUUCCUACAGCUCGUCCGUUCAUCAUCAUCAUGUGGUGAAAAAAAAAACGAAAGAAGUCAGGACACAUCGCGACUAUCCCAAGACUGAAAUGCUUAAUGAGUUAAUUUUUUAGUUUAAUUAAUGACUUAAUGAUUGCUAACACAUUCGUCGAAUUUAUUGACUUACGAUUUUUUAUAUAAACGCUCGCCUCAAUGCA
Molecule: messenger RNA, 4476 nt
Organism: Daphnia pulex (common water flea)
Lineage: Eukaryota; Metazoa; Arthropoda; Branchiopoda; Diplostraca; Daphniidae
Product: chorion peroxidase-like
Exons: 17
Coding region: 94-2220 (708 amino acids)
Biological process (GO): response to oxidative stress
Molecular function (GO): heme binding; peroxidase activity
Source: RefSeq, a predicted model, not a curated record